Molecule: messenger RNA, 957 nt
Organism: Gopherus flavomarginatus (Mexican gopher tortoise)
Lineage: Eukaryota; Metazoa; Chordata; Testudines; Testudinidae
Product: zinc finger protein 2-like
Exons: 5
Coding region: 411-902 (163 amino acids)
Biological process (GO): regulation of DNA-templated transcription
Source: RefSeq, a predicted model, not a curated record
CAUUCCCCCAAUGUGGGUGGUGGUUAGUCGGUGCUGGUUGGAGGAGCCCACAGACAUGGCUGCCUCUGAGGGAGAGAUGAGGUGGCCGAUCUCUGCCAGAAACAGGACAUGGCCGAAUAGGAGGGGAAGGGAGGAGCCUGUGUCCCUAUGGAGCCUACCCAGCCCCUUUGCUUCUGCUCCUUUCUAGAGGAGACUUUAUUACUGGGGAGGCUGAAAAAUCUCCCUGUGGGCUUAGCCUGACAGGAGGGGCAGGUCUCCCCUGCAAUAAAGAGAUGGAGCAUGUUCCCAGCAUGGCAGAAUCUAGGCUGUGUCUGUGCAGGGAAAGAUCCUGGGGGAAUCAUGAUGUGACAUGAACUAAAGCCUGUUCUGAAACCUCCACAGUUGCCCUUCUGGCCCUGCCAGGCUGCAGGAUGUCAUCCAUGUUUCGCUCCAGCUCAUCCCAUCCUCCCAUGGGACAGGGAAGGGAAACGGCUGCGGAGGAGCCAGUUCAGGGGCUGGUGACCUUCGAGGAGGUGGCUAUGUAUUCCCGCAGAGAAGAGGGGGCUCUGCUGGACCCCACUCAGAGAGCCCUCUACAGGGAUGUCAUGCAGGAGAACUAUGAGACGGUGACCUCACUGGAGUUUCCAGUUUCCAAACCUAAUGUCAUUUUGCAGCUGGAACGAGGGGAAGAGCCGUGGGUCCCAGAUCUCCAAGUCUCUGAGAAAGAAGUGCUCCCGAGAGCUGCCUACACAGGCGCAGGGAGUGAUCUAUGUCUGGAUUCUCUCUGUCUCCCAUCAGGUGAUGGGAUGGUGAGUCAGAAUGAGGAGGAGAAACCCCAUCAGGAAGAUACUGAGCAAGAAGAACCACAUGGAACUUUAUCAGGAACAUCCAAAGGGAAUGUUUCUGGGAGUUGUGCACUCUGAGAAAAAACAAUAGCCUGUGAGACUCAGGGGAGGCCAGAGGGAAACUUUAGUAGCC